CUGUCACUUCCCUAAACAGAAUCAGAGUUGUUCCUAUUAGAAUAAAAGCUCACAUAACCCAAUCAUUGUUCAUUACAUCUGAAUCCUCAACAUGCCCUUAUCCUUAUUCUGAUUCACCCCAGAAGAGUAAAACCCCACAAUCUCUCUUUUCUUCGAUUUCUUCGGAAUGGGUACAGAGACAUCAUCGGUGGAUGUUAUAGAACCCUUGCUUGGGGAGCCUCACAGCAACGAGGAAAAGGAGGUUCCUGAAUGGAAGGAGCAAAUUACCUUAAGAGGGUUGGUGGUGAGUGCUGUGUUGGGGAGCUUGUUCUGCAUCAUCACACACAAACUCAACCUCACUGUUGGGAUCAUCCCUUCUCUUAACGUUGCUGCUGGCUUGUUGGGGUUCUUCUUAGUGAAGACUUGGACUAGUUUCUUGACCAAGAUGGGAUUUUUCACCAAACCCUUCACCAGACAGGAGAACACUGUUAUUCAGACAUGUGUUGUUGCUUGCUAUGGCCUUGCCUUUAGUGGGGGGUUUGGUUCAUCCUUGAUUGCCAUGGAUCAGAGAACGUAUGAACUCAUAGGCCCUAAUUACCCUGGUAAUAGAGCUGAAGAUGUUAAAAACCCAGGCUUGGGUUGGAUGAUGGGUUUCAUGUUUGUUGUCAGUUUCCUUGGACUUUUUAGUCUUGUGCCACUUCGUAAGGUUAUGGUCUUGGAUUAUAAGCUUACAUAUCCCAGUGGGACAGCCACAGCAAUGCUAAUUAACAGUUUCCACACAAAAACUGGAGCAGAACUUGCAGGGAAUCAAGUUCGGCAGCUUGGAAAAUAUCUAAGCAUAAGUUUCUUCUGGAGUUGCUUUAAGUGGUUCUUCAGUGGUAUUGGGGAUUCAUGCGGAUUUGACAACUUCCCUAGCUUUGGUUUAACUCUAUUUAAGAACACAUUCUACUUUGACUUCAGUCCAACCUAUGUUGGAUGUGGUCUUAUCUGUCCUCACCUUGUAAAUUGUUCAGUUCUCCUCGGAGCUAUUAUAUCAUGGGGCUUUCUGUGGCCUUUUGUCUCCGAGCAUGCUGGGGAUUGGUAUCCAGCUGACCUUGGUAGCAAUGAUUUCAAAGGUCUUUAUGGAUACAAGGUUUUCAUAUCUAUUGCCCUUAUUUUGGGGGAUGGUAUAUAUAAUCUGGUAAAGAUUAUACUGAUAACCGUUAGGGAGAUGUGGAGGGCAAGCUCCAAACAGAACAGCCUUCCUGUUGUGACAGAGGUUCAAGAAGAUGAGAGUUCUCAACUGCAAUCAGAAGAGAAGAGGAGGGAAGAAGUAUUUUUAAAGGACAGGAUACCCACAUGGUUUGCCGCCUCUGGAUAUGUAGGCUUGGCUGCCAUAUCGAUAGCAACAAUACCAAUUAUUUUCCCUCCUCUCAAAUGGUACUUGGUUCUCUGCUGUUACAUUCUUGCCCCUGCCCUUGCUUUCUGCAACUCUUAUGGCACCGGCCUCACAGACUGGAGCCUGGCAUCCACAUACGGCAAGAUCGGCCUUUUCAUCAUUGCAGCAUCAGUUGGCCAAAAUGGCGGUGUAAUAGCUGGCAUGGCAUCAUCUGCCGUGAUGAUGUCCAUUGUGGCAACUGCUGCUGAUCUCAUGCAAGAUUUCAAGACAGGUUACCUCACCCUCUCAUCAGCUAAGUCCAUGUUUGUGAGCCAAUUGAUUGGAACAGCCAUGGGCUGCAUAAUUGCUCCUCUCACAUUCUGGAUGUUUUGGACUGCCUUCGAUAUCGGCUCACCUGACGGCCCUUACAAAGCCCCAUAUGCCGUUAUAUUCAGGGAAAUGGUCGGCAUUCAGGGCUUCUCAGAGCUUCCAAAGUACUGCCUGGAGAUGUGUGGUGGUUUCUUUGCAGCCGCCCUGGCUAUCAAUCUUUUAAGGGAUGUGACUCCUAAGAAAUUCUCUCAGUACAUACCUAUCCCAAUGGCAAUGGCAGUUCCCUUUUACAUUGGUGCUUAUUUUGCAGUUGAUAUGUUUAUUGGAACUGUGAUAUUGUUUGUAUGGGAAAGGUUGAAUAAAAAGGAUGCAGAGGACUAUGCUGGAGCAGUUGCUUCUGGUUUGAUAUGUGGUGAUGGGAUAUGGACAAUUCCUUCUGCAGUCCUUUCUAUUUUGAGGAUUGAUCCUCCUAUCUGCAUGUACUUUGGUCCUUCUGCUAGUAGCUGAAUUAAGCAGCUUUAGCUUGUCCUUGAAACUACAAUGUUUAUUAACCUUGUGUCUGUAAAUAUGUGGAUGAAACAUCAAAGGGAAUAUCUAAGUUUCAUUUCCUCUAUGUUUCU
Molecule: messenger RNA, 2286 nt
Organism: Cajanus cajan (pigeon pea)
Lineage: Eukaryota; Viridiplantae; Streptophyta; Magnoliopsida; Fabales; Fabaceae
Source: RefSeq, a predicted model, not a curated record